CACGAGUGUUGAUACUCCUUUUGAUGAGCCUGAGUACUCUGGAAGAGGAGGCGGCUCACCUUGAAUGAUGUUGUUGUUGGAUCAGUUUUAUCACCCACAACAAAGGGUCUGGCGCGAGGGUUGAGGUCAGCCAUAUUGCGCAGUUGUCACCCGCUUAAUUAGGCGAUGAGGGGGGUGGUGGAUAGGCGAUAUGGAACUUUGUUGUUGAUCUGUGGAUGGAUAGAUCUGUUAUUGGAAUUAUCACGUUCAACAACUUGUUUACAAACUAGUGUAGGUAUCCACUACUCAGAUUGAGCGACGACUCAGUGACGACUCAGCGACGACUCAGCGAUAACCCAGCGAUGACCCAACAGCCCUUCCUGUGGGAUUAUCAGACCUUGGCCCAUCGCGAGAUAGCUUUGCAAGGGACGCGUCCUUUGAUGACUUUGGAACAGUCAGAGACUAGCGACCAUGUAUCUCUCGGAGAGUACAUCACUUCAAGCAAUAUAGUCAAGGUCUACGUUGGCCCUGAACGACAGCUCUUAUACAUCCAUGAACAAUUACUUUCUGAUUGCGUCCCCUACUUCAGAACUGCUCUUGAGAACAAUCCUCAGCCCGGUCGAGAGAAGGAAUUGGAGCUGCCAGAGGAAGAUCCUGCGGCUUUUAAAUAUGUCGUUGAGUGGGCGAGUCCAGAAGUGGACUUGGUCAUUAUCACACUGGCGGUCUAUCAGACUCAAGUGCAUAAGGUGCAAGUAUAUUACUUUAUCUCGGUUUCUGUCUAUCCAAAUGCUUGUAGUAGGUACUCAAUGGCCCCAUUUUUGUACCGAUAGGUACCUUGGUUAUUGAACUUCCAAAUCACUUCUCUCUCAUCAAAAUCAAACCCAGGGACUGAUUUGAAGGAUAACGUAUAUAUGCUAAAAGUGCCUGAUCCAUGAUUAUGGUUAUUGCUUCCCCUUAACUCCUCAAAAGUCAUUCACCAGCUAUGUCAUUAAGCUUAAUCCUUCUCGCAGCGUUGAAAUAUUCUCACCGAAACGAAUAACCUCGUCCAGAGACAAAGAGACAAACAAUUAUAGCCGAC
This is a messenger RNA of Amorphotheca resinae ATCC 22711, 1057 nucleotides long. RefSeq lists its product as hypothetical. The coding region runs from base 342 to 809 and encodes 155 amino acids. NCBI's taxonomy places the organism in Eukaryota, Fungi, Ascomycota, Leotiomycetes, Helotiales, Amorphothecaceae. The record is from RefSeq and is a predicted model, not a curated record. Gene Ontology annotation, molecular function: protein binding. The transcript is spliced from 3 exons.